AAGAUUCGUGCGCGCAACAUGACGGAGUUGGUUACCCGAGCGACCAGUUUGAAAUAAAUAUUUUGAAAAACUAACAAGUGUUUGUUGCCAAGUGCAGUGAGAAAUAAAUUUGAAGAAAACAAAACAAGCGGCAAUAUAAAAAUAGCAAGUCGCAACAAAAGUUGGCAAGGCGCAAAUAAAUUUACAAAAAUUCAAAUAGCCAAAAAAAGAAAAGUCGCAAUGGCUUGCUCCACAAAGUUUCUGAAAGUUUUGGCGCUGUUUUGGGAUUUAAUUUAUGUGCUGGCGGGUCUGCUUAUCAUAGGCCUGGGCGCCUAUAUACUAUUCGCCUUUGAGUAUUUCGACACAGCCGCCUUUGUCAUCAUAGCCCUGGGCAUUGUCAUAGUGUUGGCCUCACUGUUUGGCACACUGGGCGCAGUGCGCGAAAGCAGUCGCAUGAACAAAACGUUUGUGGCCAUAUUAGUGCUGUUGAUAGUGCUGCAUGUGCUCAGCGUGGGCUUCUUCUGGUUCUUCCAACAAUCGUUGCUCAUCAAUGUGGAUCAAACGUUCGAUAAGCUCUGGGGCGAUCAGCAGGUGCCCAUCAAACCUGGAAAUGUCAGCCAGAUUGCCAAUGUAGAGCGCUGGCUCGACUGCUGUGGCAAUGCGGGCUCCACGGACUACAUAUUGCCGCCAAACAGUUGCUACAACAGCGAGACGAACAAACUCAACAUUGAUGGCUGUCGUCAGAAGUUCUUGGACUACAUUGCCGAGCGCUGGACGGUGUUCACCAUAAUUGCCUUGGUGUUGAUAGGCAUAGAGUUGAUUUGCGCGCUGUUCUCUUAUGUGCUGGCCAAUAGUAUUGUGAAUCGCUGGAGGCGCUCCAAAUAUUUUCCGAAAUAGAUUUACACAAGUUCAACAAAAGUUUUUCAUCAACAACAAGCCAAAGAAUUCUCAAUACUGUGCAAAUACUUUAGCAUUACUAAGCAAACGAAUUUUACAAAAUUCACAUCAAUGGCGUUUGCUGGUCUACCUCAGUGGAAAAUGUAACAAAUACGUUUAGCAGGUGCCAAAAAGAAAAAAAAACGAAACAAGCAAACAGUGUUCAAACCGUUAAACAUAAAAUGUAUUUAUUUUAUUUUUUGCUAUAAGUCAAAGCACACACACACACACACAUACGCAUGCAUGCAAACAAAACUGUAACAUUUCAAG
Messenger RNA from Drosophila busckii, 1185 nucleotides. RefSeq names its product protein late bloomer. Bases 220 to 876 code for a protein of 218 amino acids. The record is from RefSeq and is a predicted model, not a curated record. NCBI's taxonomy places the organism in Eukaryota, Metazoa, Arthropoda, Insecta, Diptera, Drosophilidae. Gene Ontology annotation, cellular component: membrane. The transcript has 5 exons.